This is a messenger RNA of Gymnodraco acuticeps, 1807 nucleotides long. RefSeq lists its product as uncharacterized. The record is from RefSeq and is a predicted model, not a curated record. The transcript is spliced from 2 exons. The coding region runs from base 449 to 1477 and encodes 342 amino acids. NCBI's taxonomy places the organism in Eukaryota, Metazoa, Chordata, Actinopteri, Perciformes, Bathydraconidae.
GGAAACAAGUUAAAUGCAUUAUCUAGCUCCUCAUUUGUCUGCAGAAUGAUUGAUGCUCUGCAAAUUAUGCCAAACUUAAUCUAAAGAAAAAUAAAGAGACCAAAUUAAAGUCAUUUUACUGCAGUAGCCAGUACCGACAGCACAGUUUAAAGACUGCGUUUAAGGCUCAGAGGAAGUUAAACAAGGGGCACAGUAUGCUCCGAUUUAACGGACCUCAGUCUGCACGGUGGUGAGGAAAAAAAAAAAAGAGGGAGGGGAGGUAAGAUUUGAUCACAUGGCCACGAAGUCAUUCUGAAAUUAUGCUAUCGAGGUAUCACCCAAAGAAAUAUAAAAAGUCCUUCACGGUGAGCAGCUGUGUCCGACCAACGAGCAUCUUUUUCAGAGCUUUGAGUGGAACAGCGGGGCCGGUGGAGACAAAACAGAAGACGAGGCGGUGACGGAAGCAAAAAUGUCUAACCAAAGCGAGGUUUUGGUCUCAACCGGGACGAACACCAUCCUGAACACCUCCACUUCGACAGUCUUCCCUUGUGACAAAAUUGCAGCCCAGGACAUAACCUCCAGGGCGAACUAUGUCUACAGCUUCCUGGCGGCACUGGGUUUCGUAGCAGGCUGCUUCCUGUUCUACAGCUUCAUCCAGACGUACAGAGCGCUGAAACGGCUGGCCUGGCUCAACCGUCUGCUCUGGGCCUUCUGUGGCCUCCAGCUGCUGCUUCUGCUCCUCUCUCUGCACGUCGUGGUGCACACUCCUCACUACCUGCACACCACAGGUUUGGGCUGUGCUGCUCUCUCCUUCACCAUAAACACAGUCUCUCUCUGCAGCCUGUUCGUUUUGGUGCUCAUGGCUUACGUCCUGACCCUGGAUCCUCCGUCCCACGCCCUGCUGAGGAAGCCCUGGGUCUGCGGGGCUUUGGUGAGCCUGACCUCUUUUCUGAUUGCUCUGAUGCUGGCUGGGCUUCGAGGACCCAGAGAGGGUAUGCAGGUAGAAGAUAUGUGUUUUAUGGAUCCAGUCGGUGCUGGUGUGUCAUAUGCCGCCGCGAGGUUGUGCCUGGCUUUUCUGAUUCCCUACCUCCUCCAGCUGGGACUUCUCAUGGCUGGCUGCGUCCGGCAGUGGAAAUCCAGAAGACGUUUCCUCUCCGGCUCCGAGGAGGGUCCUGUGUUCCUGACGGUCACUGUGGUCAUGUUUUUCUGCCAGCUUUUCUACAGCGUGGUGCUGGUGAGAGGAGCACAACUCGCUCAGAAGGAGGGGCUGAGCCACCGCGAGCAAGCGUUUCUGACCGUGGCCAGCUUUGUGUUGUUCUCAGGGAGCAGCGCCAGCCUCCUGAUCGUGCUGCUCAUGCACCGGCCGUGCAGAGAGAGUCUCCACAGAGCGCUGAGGCAGCUGAGGGACUGCUGCAGGAGCCCAGGGGCCUCGCAGACCAACAGGAACAUCAUAGCCCCACACAUCGAGAUCACAGACACGCUACAGGAUAUAGAGUGAUAGAGGACAAAACUAAACAAACUCUGCUGAUGCAUCAACAAACUUUCGGAAUCUGAUGUUUAAGACAUUUAAUCUAUCUUUAAAAUGUUUGUUUCUUAAAUGACCAUUUUAAAUGUUUUACAUGCAUGUUUUCUCUUUUUUAGCUUCCAACUAUUUCUUAAAUUUCCUUUUUUGUACUAUUUUAUUUAAAACCUUUGGUGCACAUAUUCCAAAUUGUGCAACAUGUACUUAGUCCUCAGUGCUAAGUCAAUGUUGCAAAAAUGAAAAUAUGUUUAUAAAGUUGUUGUAAUAACUCCUCUCUGAAUGAAACCAUUAAAAGGACUGACUGUU